GAACGAGUGCGCAUUUUUGCGCAUCUCUCCGGCCAGACUUGUUCAUGGUCUGCCAUUGCUUGGUGUGCUGACAUCGCCAAUCGAGAAAGCACUUGAAUCAAUCAUUCAGGUCUAAGUUACACGAUACUUUGUCUGUGCCAAUUUCAGGACGCUAUCCGAGUGUUGGAUAGCUGAUUCCCAGGUAUGAUUCCAGUUUUGGAUGAGAAAGCCGAACGCUUGUGUGUCUAUUCAGCACCAUCAAACUAGGACGAGAUUUCGAAUUCAAGUGUCUGAUCUGUGAUCAAAAUGAGCACCGGAUUUGCCCGAUUGAACGAGCAUAUGGGAUCCACUGAUCCCAUAUUCUCAACUCCCAGCUCGGGUGGGUCCUUUUGGCAACGCCUACCUGCCAUUCAUUUCUCGAAAAAAGUGAUCAUCGUUUCACUAUGCCUCUUAGUCACACUACUUAUCCUGGUUAUUGGGAUUUCCCUCACUGUGAGUCGAUCAUCCUCUCAAAGACCUGGAGCCUUGGUGUCCAAUGGGACCACAUCGGGCACAACUUCAAGGCCAAUGGUUUCCAGUUCUACCUUGGCUGGACCUACGAGUACUUCCUCCAUAACAACUUCCACAGGUUUUUCGGUUAAUUCAACCUUGAGUACCACUAAUGAACCACCAACAACCCCAAUGGUACCAGAGGAGCCACGUUUAAACACAACCACUAAUGGAACAUCCUCGAACACAACAAGUGCCAUAUCUACAAGCACCUCAACCGUCCCACCUUUAACAACUGCAGCGCCAUCUGUCAUCCACAAUCAUACAUCUGGUUUCAUUGCCAAAGUGUACGUUGAACAGUUGUCUAGAAACGAACUCUACCAUGUGGAUCUAAAUGGACAGAACACUGAGUCAUUGGGACCCAUAUAUGAUACUAUUGAAGACAUGGUCUACCAUGAGGCAGAUGAAUGUAUUUAUAUGUUCAAGUCUUUUUCAAAAAACGGCACCACUAUAACCCGAAGAUGUUUUGAAGACGAUUGGUCGGAAACCCUGAUAUUUCAAGAUGCCUUAUCGCCCUCUAUGGCUGGUUGUAUGGCUUUGGAUUGGAUUGGAAACAAUAUCUUUUGGACCAACUUCAACGCCAAAACGGGAGGAAGUGACCUUGAGGUUCUGAGCUUGGAUGGGAAAUCCAAAGCCAAACUUCACUUGGACCAAUCUCCCAGUUACAUCCUGUUCAUUGCUUUGGCUCCUCCUGAGGGACUACUCUUUGCUUAUUCUUACACUGGGGAGCUUACCCGCAUGAUGAUGGAUGGAUCCAAAGGGCUUAUUCUUACUGCAAGGAAUGUCUUCCCCAAUGCUGUUGCAUUGGAUGUGAAGCGACAUCAGGUUCUAUCCCUGGAAUACAAAGAUGAAUAUCUCGUCGCAUCGGAUUACAGUGGUAAAACGAUUCGAACUGUGCGAGUAAUGGGUGAGAAUUCUCACGAAAUCGAAUUGGGCGACGAUCGGAUGUACUGGUUAGGCGAUCCAACCCGGCGAAAAAUUUAUUCCACGCGUCUGAAUGGCACCGAUGACGUGGAUGUAUUUGAUAUUGGACAAGGCUUAACCAUCCUCAACUUUGUGCCUCUCACUCGCCACGUUCAAGAGCCGGUUCCAGAUCAUCCCUGCUCCGUAGACGCAACUUGUGGGUCAGAUAUAUGUGUACCCAUGGGCAAGCAAUUGGAUUCUUGGUCCCAUACAUGUCUCAGCAAUACCAAAUUGGUCCAUGAAGAUCCCGAUGAGAGAGGCGAUUCCAAAAGUUGUCAUCCGAUGGAGUUUCUCUGCAACUCGACCAACUCGUGUAUUUUGGACAAUCAAGUGUGUGAUACAAAUCUUGAUUGCCCCGAUAGAUCAGAUGAAACCCAAGAGCUUUGCGAUUCUCGGAAACCUUUUCAAGAGUGUCGGGACAGUCAGCAAUUUGUUUGCAAGACUACAAACCUUUGUAUACCCUUACCUUGGGUUUGCGAUAAGUACAGAGAUUGCUUGGAUGGCUCGGAUGAGGACGGAUGUUUUUAAAGGAGUGCCAUAAUUUGUUAGCUCUUAGUCAUGGGUACAAAUGUGAUAUUGUGUAUUAAAUUAAAACUAUAUACAGGCUUGAAUGAACUGAAUCCUACACACU
Molecule: messenger RNA, 2122 nt
Organism: Tigriopus californicus
Lineage: Eukaryota; Metazoa; Arthropoda; Copepoda; Harpacticoida; Harpacticidae
Product: low-density lipoprotein receptor-related protein 1B-like
Exons: 4
Coding region: 286-2019 (577 amino acids)
Molecular function (GO): protein binding
Source: RefSeq, a predicted model, not a curated record